AUGGAUCGCGCGGAGGGAAAAGCAAGAGCAAAUGCAAAGAGGGAACAAGAGAGAGACAGCGAGAGAGAGAGAGAGAGAGAGAGAGAGAGAGAGAGAGAGAGAGAGAGAGAGAGAGAGAGAGAGAACAAGAGAGAGAGAGAGGGAGAGAGAGACAGAGAGAGAGAGAGAGAGAGAGAGAGAGAGAGAGAGAGAGAGAGAGAGAGAGAUGAAGGAGAUGAACCGCGUCACGCGGACGCAAUGGGUGACAAACGGUAA
This is a messenger RNA of Closterium sp. NIES-65, 255 nucleotides long. The record is from the annotation of a GenBank genome assembly. NCBI's taxonomy places the organism in Eukaryota, Viridiplantae, Streptophyta, Zygnematophyceae, Desmidiales, Closteriaceae.